ACCGAUACCAUAGUCGCCGUCAUCGCUGGAAGAAAUAAACACGACACCCAAUGGCUGAAUCACCCCCGCAGUCUCCAGGCCCAACAGCAGAAGAAAUGCGCGAGCCCACCCCCGAUGCCCCCGCCGCGGAAACCAGUCCCGAUUCCGCUGUACCAAACACCACCACCGAAGACACAACAGCAGUCCCAACGGCUCUAGCAAAGCCGAAGAAGAGCACAAAAAAGAAGCGCCGUCCAGCCCGCCCACAAGUUGACCCGUCAACCUUUAAAGGCGGCGAAAUCCCCCCUCAGACGGGUACGGUGUUCAACAUUUGGUAUAACAAGUGGUCCGGUGGCGAUCGCGAGGACAAAUACAUAUCCAAGAGCCAUGCCGAGGGCCGCUGCAACAUCCCCCGCGACUCAGGAUAUACCAAGGCUGAUAAAGUCCCCGGAAGCUACUUUUGUCUAUUCUUCGCGAGGGGAUUGUGUCCUAGGGGUGCCGAUUGCGAAUACCUUCAUCGAUUACCGAAGGUUACGGAUCUGUUCAAUCCAAACGUAGACUGCUUUGGCCGGGACAAGCAUUCGGACUACAGGGAUGACAUGGGUGGUGUGGGAAGCUUCAUGAGACAGAACCAUACACUUUAUGUUGGUAGGAUUCACGUCAGUGAUGAGAUAGAGGAGAUUGUUGCAAGGCAUUUCUCAGAAUGGGGACAGAUCGAGAGAAGUAUAGCCCCUCAUACUAUUUAUUACUCGCUUUUUUUUUCUUCCAACAUUUUUAUUUUAUUUUAUAGGCCAUCGUUGCUGACUAAAUUCCUAGUUCGAGUGCUCAACUCCCGCGGUGUCGGAUUCGUCACAUACUCCAACGAAGCAAACGCUCAAUUUGCGAAGGAAGCAAUGGCACACCAGUCGUUGGACCAUAAUGAGAUCCUGAACGUUCGCUGGGCUACAACGGAUCCCAACCCUAUGGCGCAGGCGCGUGAGAAGCGACGCAUAGAAGAACAGGCUGCUGCUGCCAUUCGGCAGGCCCUCCCCGAGGAGUUCGUCGCCGAGUUGGAGGGGAAGAACAAGGAUGCUUCAAAGAAGCGAAGAAUUGAAGGUAGCUUUGGGCUGAGGGGAUAUGAAGUUCCGGAGGAAAUCUGGUAUGCUAGAGGGCCCAACGCUGUAAACCCAGCUGGGCGAGAGGUGGGGGGACAGACCGGCGGGUUGAUGAUGGAGCAGGCGGCCGGGGGCAGCAGUGUCGGCGAUGAAGCAGCAAAGGAGCAAGUGGGCAUAUUUUCCAGACAGACUUUGGAGGCGUUACGGGGUUUAAAUAGGGGAUCGAGCGGGCCGCCAAAGGUGGCAUUGAAGACGUCAAAUUUUUCCACAGGAUUGGCUCUACCUGCUGAUUAUGGCAGCGAUAGCGAUUGAAGUGUGUGGGAACUCCCACCCGGUACCCCUUUGCUGUAUCAUACAACACCUUGUUCUUCAUUCUAAUUUACUUUGGAUUUCAUGGGUUGGGUCUCUGGGCUGAUGUAUUCUAUUAAAUUCGUUCUUGAUUCCAAAGAAAGGAGAACAUCUCCC
Molecule: messenger RNA, 1538 nt
Organism: Tuber aestivum (summer truffle)
Lineage: Eukaryota; Fungi; Ascomycota; Pezizomycetes; Pezizales; Tuberaceae
Source: the annotation of a GenBank genome assembly